GGCCCCGCGGCGCAGGCGCCAUGGAGUCGGUCUUCGUGACGGUGGGGACCACCAGCUUCGACGAGCUCGUCGGCCUCCUGUCCGCCGGCCCGGCCGUGCGGACGAUUAAGGAUCUGGGCUGCAGGCGGCUCGUCUUGCAGAUUGGGAGAGGAACAGUGGCCCCCAAGCCCUUCACUUCAGCUGAGUUUACCCUGGAGGUUUACAGGUACAAGGACUCGUUGAAAGAAGACAUUCAGAAAGCCGAUCUUGUCAUUAGUCACGCAGGUGCAGGGAGCUGUUUGGAGACCCUUGAGGCGAAGAAGCCUUUAGUGGUGGUUAUAAAUGAAAAGUUGAUGAACAACCACCAGUUGGAACUGGCCCAAAAACUGCACCAAGAAGGGCAUCUCUUCUACUGCACUUGCAGCACACUUCUCGAGACGCUGAAGACAAUGGACCCGUCAACUCUGAAGAGUUUCCCCGCUGGCCAGCUGGAAAAGUUUUCUGCCUUUCUGGAUGAGGUGGUUGGAUUUCAGAAAUGAACACAAAUCCCUCAGCUUUCAAGAGCUCAUCUUCGAAGACACCUGUGUGAUAGCACCCAUAUCUGUAUAUAUGUUUAACUGUGUGGAUAAAAUGUAAGCAAACUUUA
Messenger RNA from Ornithorhynchus anatinus (platypus), 625 nucleotides. Its product is annotated as UDP-N-acetylglucosamine transferase subunit ALG13 homolog. Gene Ontology annotation, molecular function: hexosyltransferase activity. Gene Ontology annotation, biological process: dolichol-linked oligosaccharide biosynthetic process. The record is from RefSeq and is a predicted model, not a curated record. Lineage: Eukaryota; Metazoa; Chordata; Mammalia; Monotremata; Ornithorhynchidae. The coding region runs from base 21 to 518 and encodes 165 amino acids. The transcript has 4 exons.